Messenger RNA from Tuber melanosporum (Perigord truffle), 598 nucleotides. RefSeq lists its product as uncharacterized. The transcript has 3 exons. The coding region runs from base 1 to 243 and encodes 80 amino acids. NCBI's taxonomy places the organism in Eukaryota, Fungi, Ascomycota, Pezizomycetes, Pezizales, Tuberaceae. The record is from RefSeq and is a predicted model, not a curated record. Gene Ontology annotation, cellular component: plasma membrane.
AUGGCUUCAAACGAAUAUUACGGUGGCCAACCUCAGUACCCUCCUCAGGCCGCUCCUGGAUACCCACCGCAGGCUUAUCCUCCUCAAGGUCCUCCACCACAGGCGAUGGUCUACCAGCAGGCUCCCCCUCCUGUGCAGGAGAAGAAGAGUGGCAGCGGUGGCUUCUGCGCUGGCAUAUUGGCCGCACUAUGCUGUUGCUGCGCUUGCGACGCCUGCUGCGAUUGUUUGGAAUGUCUUUGCUAGGAGGGUUUCAUGGAGUUCUUUUCUAUUGUUAUAAUUGUUCGGUUUUCCUUUGGCUUUAACUGCCAGUCACUCUGCCCGCUCAUCAAGAUGAGGAAAUUGUGACACUAUUAUUUAUCCAUUUUUUCCCUCUUUUCCUUUGUUUUUUUUCCCCUCGCAGGCUAGAGCCAAUCCUACCGCGUUGGGGAAUGCAAAUUUCCCUUCACAUUUUUCCGCUUGCCACCUCUUCGGUGUGGGCAUGGUGAUGGGAUGGGUGUGUGUUUCGUCAUGUCAAUAGGUUUGAUCAGUCAGCAGCUGGCUGGGCGAGAGUGGGAACAGAGCUCCCCCCCUUUGAAACAAUUUCCCAUUUUGGUGUUUU